AUGCAUGGAGGAGGAGCGGCCGGGGUGGCUAGCACCUCAACUGUGCACGAGUCACCCCCGGAGCUUCUGAGAAGGUGUGACCGUUGCAAGGACUCCCCUGGUCCGGAGCAGAGGUUCAGUCGCGGGACGUCGCCACAGGACAGCUGUGCGCCCGGCGCGGGGACGGCGAGCGCGUUCAGCACCCUGGACAGCGCCACGGGCGGCGACAAGUGCGGCGGCGCCCGCGCUCCGUCCUCCCCGAGCCGCUCCCGCUCCGCAGCGCAGCGCGCUCGGCCGGGGACCCGGGACCCCGUGCGUGCCGCCGCUCCCCGCGUGCCGUUCCGGACCCUGCCCGCCGCCUCUGCACCCGCCUGGCGAGCCGCUAGCGCCCGGGGCCCGGGAGAGGCGCUGCUGGCGGGGCUGCCGGCGCUGGUGGGGCUGCCGGCGCUGGUGCUGGCCGCGUCGCCGCUGUCCUACGCGCAGGGGCUGCUCCUCUGCGCCUCUAGAGUUGAACCGCGCGCGCGCACCUCGGGCUUCUUCCAGGUGAACCUGUCGCUGGGCCAACUGCUGCUGGCUGCGCUCGAAGUGCCCUUCACGCUGCUCGGCGUGCUAGGUGGGUCAGGCCCGUGCCAGGCCAUCGGCUUCCUGGACACCUUCCUGGAGUCCAACGCGGCGCUAAGCGUAGCGACACUAAGCGCAUACCCGUGGCUGGCGGUGGGUUUCCGGCUGCGCACGUCCGGACUUCGACCGCGCCACGCCCGCCUGCUGCCGGCCUACGCGUGGGGACAGUCGUUGGCCUUUGCGUUCACUGCGCUCGCCUGCUGGUGGCUCGGCUACAGCGGCGCUUGCGCGUCCUGCUCGCUGCGCCGCCCUACGAGCCCGAGGCCCGAGCUUCCCGCCUUCCCCGCUGCGCUCAGCCUCACCGCGCUGGAGGUGCUGCGGGCGACGCGCAGCCACUGAUGGCGCAUCAACGUUGUCACCAUGCAGGCCCUGGAGCUGAUGGCAGACCUGCAUCCCGGGUAG
Messenger RNA from Equus quagga, 1002 nucleotides. RefSeq names its product G protein-coupled receptor 78 (gene GPR78). Gene Ontology annotation, molecular function: G protein-coupled receptor activity. Lineage: Eukaryota; Metazoa; Chordata; Mammalia; Perissodactyla; Equidae. Gene Ontology annotation, biological process: adenylate cyclase-activating G protein-coupled receptor signaling pathway. The record is from RefSeq and is a predicted model, not a curated record.